AUGACUACUGAGUAUCUUCCCGCUUCUGCCAGCUCCGCCUACGACUAUAUCAUCGUAGGUGGUGGUACGGCUGGAUGUGUUCUGGCUUCCCGCCUAUCCUCCUACCUUCCUGAGCGCAAGGUUCUUAUGAUUGAGGCUGGCCCUUCAGACUUUGGUCUCAACAAUGUCCUGAACCUUCGCGAGUGGCUAUCUCUCCUUGGUGGUGACCUCGACUAUGAUUAUCCCACAACUGAGCAGCCCAAUGGCAACAGCCACAUCCGACACUCACGUGCAAAGGUCCUCGGUGGAUGCUCCUCUCACAACACUCUCAUCUCCUUCCGCCCCUUCCGCCACGACAUGGAUCGUUGGGUCGCCAAGGGCUGUAAGGGCUGGGACUUCGAGACCGUUAUGCGUAACGUUGACAACUUGCGCAACCAGCUGAACCCCGUUCACCCCCGUCAUCGUAACCAGCUCACCAAGGACUGGGUCAAGGCCUGCUCCGAGGCCAUGGGCAUCCCCAUCAUCCACGACUUCAAUCACGAGAUCUCCGAGAAGGGACAGCUGACCCAGGGUGCUGGUUUCUUCUCUGUCUCUUACAAUCCUGACACUGGCCACCGCAGCAGUGCUUCCGUCGCCUAUAUCCACCCUAUCCUUCGUGGCGAUGAGAGACGACCUAACUUGACCGUCCUCACCGAGGCCCAUGUUUCAAAGGUCAUCGUCGAAAAUGACGUUGCCACUGGCAUCAAUGUCACUCUCAAGUCAGGCGAGAAGCAUACUCUUAAUGCCCGCAAGGAGAUCAUCUUGUCUGCUGGUGCUGUCGAUACCCCUAGACUACUCCUUCACUCUGGUAUUGGGCCUAAGGGCCAGCUUGAGGACCUGAAGAUUCCUGUUGUCAAGGAUAUUCCAGGUGUAGGCGAGAAUCUCCUAGACCACCCCGAGACCAUUAUUAUGUGGGAGCUCAACAAGCCCGUCCCUGCCAAUCAGACCACCAUGGAUUCCGAUGCUGGUAUUUUCCUGCGACGAGAGCCUAAGAACGCUGCUGGUAACGACGGCGAUGCCGCUGAUGUCAUGAUGCACUGUUACCAGAUUCCUUUCCACCUUAACACAGAGCGUCUAGGGUAUCCCAUCAUCAAGGACGGUUACGCCUUCUGCAUGACACCCAACAUUCCCCGUCCUCGCUCACGUGGCCGCAUCUACUUGACUUCAGCCGACCCCACUGUCAAGCCUGCUCUCGAUUUCCGAUACUUUACUGACCCCGAGGGCUACGACGCUGCCACCCUGGUCCACGGCAUCAAGGCUGCCCGAAAGAUUGCGCAGCAGAGCCCCUUCAAGGACUGGCUCAAGGGAGAAGUUGCCCCUGGUCCUAAGAUCCAAACGGAUGAGGAGAUAAGCGAAUAUGCUCGCCGAGUUGCCCACACAGUCUACCACCCUGCCGGUACCACCAAGAUGGGUGACGUUGAGCGCGAUGAGAUGGCUGUUGUCGACCCCGAGCUCAAGGUUCGUGGAAUCAGCAAGCUCCGCAUUGUUGAUGCUGGUAUCUUCCCUGAGAUGCCAACAAUCAACCCCAUGGUGACCGUGCUGGCUGUUGGUGAGCGAGCUGCCGAGCUCAUUGCUCAAGAGGAGGGCUGGAAGCCCAAGCACUCCCGACUGUAA
Fusarium mangiferae is the source of this 1632-nucleotide messenger RNA. RefSeq lists its product as uncharacterized. The transcript has a single exon. The record is from RefSeq and is a predicted model, not a curated record. NCBI's taxonomy places the organism in Eukaryota, Fungi, Ascomycota, Sordariomycetes, Hypocreales, Nectriaceae. The coding region runs from base 1 to 1632 and encodes 543 amino acids. Gene Ontology annotation, molecular function: oxidoreductase activity, acting on CH-OH group of donors; flavin adenine dinucleotide binding.